This is a messenger RNA of Talaromyces rugulosus, 939 nucleotides long. RefSeq lists its product as uncharacterized. Bases 1 to 939 code for a protein of 312 amino acids. NCBI's taxonomy places the organism in Eukaryota, Fungi, Ascomycota, Eurotiomycetes, Eurotiales, Trichocomaceae. Gene Ontology annotation, cellular component: nucleus. The transcript is spliced from 2 exons. Gene Ontology annotation, biological process: proteasome localization; nuclear protein quality control by the ubiquitin-proteasome system. The record is from RefSeq and is a predicted model, not a curated record.
AUGAACAGCCUAGUGGCCACGCCUCCAUUCCCUCCGCACUUCCACGAACACUAUCGUUUCUCUCCCACCCGUCCCAUGUCGACGCCACCCCAACAAAAUAGCAACAAAAAACGCAAGGCUGAUGACGAUGGCAACGACAACGAUGUGCGGAUGUCAGCAUCCCCAACCAACUCCCCUGCCUUCACACCACGCCCACUACCCAACCGCCAGUACAAGCGAUCUCGUCCCAAUAUAGCCGGCCGCCCCCUUCCACUCCCUAGAUUACUCGAGACCUUGGACACGGAUGCGUUGAGGUCCGUGCUCCAGGCAGUGUGCCAACGCCAUCCAGAACUCGGCGAGGAGGUUGUUCAGACUGCACCUCGUCCUAGCGUGACCUCGACGUUGCAGGUGCUUCAGAAUUAUCUCUCCAACUUGCAGUCAGCAAUCCCGCUGGGCAGUGGCGAUACUUUAUCAGACUAUGCGUUCAACCGGGUGCGAGUGCCUCUGAACAACCUGCUAGAUGCUAUGAGCGAAUUCACACCCCAUUUUCUCCCGCCUAACGAAACACAAACGUCCACGACACUGGCCUAUUUGGAUGGAGCAACAGAGAUCAUCCACCGGUUACCAAGAUACGAUACUCCCCGGCACAACUUCAAAUGCGAUUCUGCGUACGAAGACAUCGGUCGAGCCUGGGUCCUUGUGAUUCGGGAGGCCGCCAAACGCGGUGGAGGCAUACAGCUACAGUAUGGGGGAUGGGACCAGAAACUCGCGAAACACAAUGAAAUCUCCAAUGGCAAACUGCAGGAGGCUAUCAAUGAGCUCAGCACUAGUCUGGGUUGGAUGGGUUCGGGUUUGUCGAGUGGGCAGUCUACCUCUAGUGGUGACCAAACCUCGAUCCGCGACCAACUCCUAUCCGGAACUUACGGCAUGGGAGUGCCUCUAAAGGUUGGACAGUGGUAG